Messenger RNA from Sebastes umbrosus (honeycomb rockfish), 6361 nucleotides. RefSeq names its product endoribonuclease ZC3H12A-like. NCBI's taxonomy places the organism in Eukaryota, Metazoa, Chordata, Actinopteri, Perciformes, Sebastidae. Gene Ontology annotation, cellular component: nucleus; cytoplasmic ribonucleoprotein granule. Gene Ontology annotation, molecular function: mRNA binding; RNA endonuclease activity; metal ion binding. Bases 111 to 2834 code for a protein of 907 amino acids. The record is from RefSeq and is a predicted model, not a curated record. The transcript has 5 exons.
UCCCUCCAAGCACCAGUCAGUGAGCUGUUAACUCCCAGCAGUAACGGUGGGGUCUGUCCGGUGCCCGGGAGGUCACGGAGGGCGUGGAGCUGGAUGUAUGAGACAGCUUCAUGGGCGUGAAGGACCAUCUGGAGGAUGGGACGGGCCACAUCCUCAGCCUGGGGCUGGAUCUGGACUACCUCCAUGUGGAAGGUGCUGAGCGGCAGGUCGGCCUCAGCACCGUGACGGGUCCCGGGAGUAUCCUACAGGUCAAAGCUGGAGCCCCGAGUACCAGCAGCGACAGUAUUGGUAGCAGUAGCACAAGUUUUAGUACUAAUUCAAGCUACAGCAGCAGCAGCAGCUGCAGUAACUUCUCUGACAGCGACGAUGAACGGCUCCAGAAUGGGUCUGAAUCUCAGAACCCUCAGCAAGAUCAGCCUCCCCUACACCAACAAGAUUCCUCUUCAGUCUUCCAGACAGUCAGGCUGGACCUGGCACCGAACCGCCCCCCCGGAUACCCCCCGCAGCUAGAAACAUCACCUCCAGCCGCUGACCCCGUCACAGACUACCGAGCCAAGGUGGACUUUGCUCUCAAGCUGGGCUACUCUGAGGAGCUGGUGCUGCUGGUGCUGAGGAAGCUGGGCCCAGACGCACUCAUCAACGACGUCCUGGGCGAGCUGGUCAAACUGGGAACCAAGACAGAGAUGGAGCUACAAGGAGGUCCGACUGUCUCCCAGUCUCCCUCCUGCUCUUUGUCAUCCUCUUUGGCCUGCUCCUCCUCCUCGUCCUCGUCCUCCUCCAGCUCCUCUCUGGACUCCUGUCGGCUGCUGUGUCCGUCCCAGCUGCUGGACGACAAAGAAAACCUUCGGCCUGUCGUGGUGGACGGGAGCAACGUCGCCAUGAGUCAUGGGAAUAAGGAAGUGUUCUCCUGUCAAGGCAUCCAGCUGGCUGUUGAUUGGUUCUUGGAGCAAGGUCACCGGGACAUAACUGUCUUUGUCCCCGCUUGGAGAAAAGAGCAGUCACGCCCGGAUGCUCUGAUCACAGACCAAGAGAUCCUCCGGCGACUAGAGAAAGAGAAGAUCCUGGUCUUCACUCCGUCUCGCCGCGUGCAGGGACGCCGUGUGGUUUGCUACGACGACCGCUUCAUCGUCAAACUGGCCUACGAGUCAGACGGCAUCAUUGUCUCCAACGACAACUACCGCGACCUUGCCAACGAGAAGCCGGAGUGGAAGAAGUUCAUUGACGAGCGUCUACUGAUGUACUCCUUCGUAAACGACAAGUUCAUGCCACCAGACGACCCUCUGGGACGACACGGACCCAGUCUGGAGAACUUCCUGAGGAAGAGGCCUGUUAUUCCUGAACACAGGAAGCAGCCGUGUCCUUAUGGGAAGAAGUGCACAUACGGCCACAAGUGCAAGUUUUACCACCCUGAACGGGGCAGCCAGCCCCAGCGUGCCGUGGCCGACGAGCUCCGUGCCAGCGCCAAAAUGUCUUCAGCGGCUUCUAGAGGCCUACUGGAAGACGCCCUGAUGGUGAAGAGCCAAAGUUCUGGCCAACCAGAAGGAACGUCCGAGGCUGAGCCAAGUCGGUGCACUCCAAAGAAACAGCCCAACCCCAGCCCGCGGAGCUCCUUCACCGACCUCCUGGAGGAUAGGCUGCGGAUCCAGUCCAAAGUGGAAGGACGGAGGGGGAGCGGCAGCAGCAGCUGUAGCAGCAGCUUUCUGGGGUAUCCGGCUCCGGGGGGGCCCCCUUCAUCAGGAGGCUGUGACCGAUGGGAGCACCCCGGGGGGAGUGGUGGAGGCAGAUCCUCCAGGGUCGCUGGAGCCUCUGGACCAAGAGAGGCUGAAACUUACCACAGAUGUGAGUCUCCAGAGCUGGGCUACAGCUCUCUGAUGAAGACCUACUCCAGUCUCAGUCUGGUGGUGCCAUCGAGCCCUGAAUGCUUCUUCCCAGCUGAUCUGCGAACUGGAGCGCUGCUGUCGGACUGUAGCAGCGAAGGCAGCUCGGACUCGUUCUCCCCUGACCUCUUGCUAGACGACGGCCCCAAGUGCCACCAUCACCACCACCACCAUCGCUGCUCCGGCCAGUACGCCCGCCCUGUGAGCCGCGUUCCUCCUGGACUGGGCUAUCCUCAAGCACUGCGGAGACAACUUGGUUUUGGUUUGGAAGACCCCCCAUCUUCUGUUACCUCUCAUGUAUCUCCACGUUCCUUCAAGUCCCCUUCAGCCUACAUCCCACCCCACCUUCAGCACCCAUUGCUGAGCGGUUUCCCGGGGGACUUCCCAGUUCGUCCACCCCAAACAUCCACCGCUCACUCUCAGAGCUCCCCUCUCGGACGUAACAUGAUGGGCUCCCUUUGGCAGGAAGGUGGGCUCCAGGACUCCCAGCUGUACAAAGGGUCGCCGCUUCACUCCCAAAUAAACCACUCUGGGCUAAACCAACAACCACAGCAUCAGAUGAACUGGGACCCCCAUUACCAGCCGUCCCCUAAGCCAUGCUACGACCCGUACGCCUUCCAAAGCCUUCCAGACGUCCACGAGAACGCUUGGCAUUCUCCUUGGAGCAGGCAAACCCAUUCGUCACCACGUGGCCUUUCAGCAUCCAGUCUUCCACCGCUCCCCCAGCUGUCCCAUCCACCCAUCACUACCCAUAAACUGCCCCCGCCAGCGCCCCAGCACCAGGAGCCCCCCGCCUUGGGUCGAUACCAGGACCUCAGAGAGAGGGUGUUUGCUAACUUGUGCCGCAUCUUCCCUCUGGAUUUGGUGCGGAUGGUGAUGACCAGGAACCCUCACGUGGUGGAUGCUCAGGAGCUGGCGGCUGUGAUUCUGAUGGAGAAAUCGCAGCACGGUUCUUGAAGGUGAACUGCGGGUUUAUGCCUCGCAAUCAUCGUAAAGUCAGGUCGGACACACACAAACAAACCAAAAGCACAAGCUCCUUAAUGCACUGCUUAAGUUUCACUGCAGGGAAGUUGUCUCAUUCAUUUUAAUGGUAUGUUUUUGUAAAGGGAAAUCCCCCAAAUUGCCAUAUUUUUUCUAUAAAUAUGUCUGCUAUAUCAGCACUUAAGAUCAGGGAAGGUUGGGGGUUUGUUAUGAGUCAAAACACCGGAGUGCUUAGGGAGGCUUUUAAUACGUUUGUUCAUUUUAAAUUAAUUUAUUUGUUAUAUUUUAAGUUAUUUACAUAUUUUAAAAAUGAUUCUGCUUUUGGCACUUUUUUUGUUAUUGCUUUUUUUUUCAAUCAUAUCAGGGUAUAACUCAAAUUUCCAUCUGAGUGAUGUAGUUUUCCAGUCACCGAGGCGACGACAGCGUGGGUUUAUGUAAAAGACUAUAUUCAAUCGUAGAAUAUAUUCCCACUGUAUUUCAAGCUCGAAUUAGCUCAACGAACGGAUGAAGGGGUUUCUUUCUGUACUGACAGGUGGCCGAUCAGAAGCUGUGGUAAGAUGUAGUGGAUUUCCCCCCGAGGGGAAGUGAAACUUGAGCGGCACCCACAAAAGAAGAUAACAAAAACUCCAGUCGAAAACCCCGAGCUGUUGUUCACUGUUGAAUAUUUCCUCCGCUACAGUAGGGUAACCCUGUCAGCUGACUUCACAGCUCAUCAUUUCUUUCUGUUCUUCUCCAUCCUUAAAGUCUGAAUCAUAUGACGGUGGCUGUAGAGAGCACCAGCAGGUGGAAAGAAGAUUAUUUUGAUUUUUAAUUUUAAAUAUGUGUUAAUUUAUUACGUUUUUAAUGUGUGUGAAUGUCUGUGUUGUUUGAGACACAGGGUCUCCAUGAGGAGGUUUAACAGGGUAGAAGUACCCUUCUGUUAGAUCCACAGCUUCGCAGUAAAACACAGGAACAGACUGGAGAGAGUUGGGAAACACCUUUUAGACAUUUAAAUAUUCCCACAGAGUGUGUCAACACACAUUUAAUAUCACGACAAGAGUGGGAAUAUCUAUACAUAGUAAAGAUUUUAGUUCUACAAACAUUUCUCAGAGGCAUUAAUAAUCUCAUUGGUUACAUUAAAACUUUUAGUAAAGAAAGAAAUUUUAAGAAAAAUACAAAAAUGUCGUUAAUAACUUUGUUAAUUAAUUCAUGACCAUCAAGGACUUGAACUAAUUACCUCACUUAGACAGCAAUAAGCAAAUAUGACUCGCUUAAACUUCAUGUCUCGAUUUUUUCACAUAUCAAAGUAAUAUGUUCUGUACAACUAACUAUUAUUUUUAUUACAAAAUAAUCUGUCAGUUAUUUUUUUUUUAUUUAUCAAUUCAUCAUUAAAUCUAUAAAAUAAGGAAACACAGUAAAAAGUCUGAUCAAAAGUAAUUAUUAUAAUUAAUUUCCAAUCCUGUCUCUUACAAAAUUACGUUCAUUUACGAAUUUCAUAUAAGUAUUUUUUUUUUCUUAAUGUAAAGCACUUUGAUAUGCAUUAGUUGUAUGAAAUAAUAAUCUUAUUUUUAUUACCAUCCCCACUUAAUGGGAUAUCCUAAUGCCUGAUGAAGUGUUUGUAGAGCUGAACCAACUCCUGCCUGGUUAACAUCUCAUCUAGUCGCCUCUCGUUGUUGAUACAAAUUGUAUCCUAUAAACUUUUUAAACAAGAUCAUUGUUUUAUAUGAGAAUAUUUAAACUAAAAAAAUAUUUCGAAUAUUUUGAGUAUUUGUGGCAAACUGUGUCACCUUCGGUACUUAGUCUAUAUUUAUAUGAGGGGGGGUUUAUUCCUCUUUUUUUUUCCAAGUGCAGGAAAGAGAAAGACUCAGAUGCACUUUUUUGGAAACAGUUAAUGUUUAUAUUGUCAGUGAACUGAAAGCAUGGUACUGUGUAGCCCAAAAAAAACACCUGAGCCGGGGUGAAAAGAAGAUAUGACCGUGGGUAAAGGUGUUUAAAAUGAAGCUGUGGUUAAAGUCUCACUUCUCACGAGACAUAUUGAAGCUUGUUAGCAUCUCACUCCACCUCAGAACAGUAUUUCUGGAGCUAAAAUAGACUUUGAGUGCAGUAAAAGAGGUUUUAAUGAGCUUGCUUUCCAAAUUUGUGCCACAGGCUCCAAACUUUUUCAUAACGUCUUUCCCAGAAAGUUUAAGUCUUCUUUAUCAUCUCGGAGCUACUUGAAAGUGUCUCUUUCUCAAGGGCCGUACUGUGAUCUGAAAGGUCGUCUCUGACGCUCUGGCGACCUUGUGCUGUGACGUUAACGGCUGAGUUAAGUCAGUCACGGCUGGCACUGUGUGCUAGUGUUCGCCACCGCGGUCGAGACGCUCUACACAGUUGAACUGAACAGACCUCUGAAGGUGUCGCGUUAACAUUCCUGUGGAUAUUAAAAGCCUUAUUUAGCGUGUGAGGGCAAAAACUAUUUUUCUAUGAUCAUGAUUAAGAGCUAUUUUUUAUAAUUGUACAUGUUUACCUGCGAGAAGAGAUUGUAGUCAGUGUUGCUGAAUAAUAAGAGGAUGUACACUUUGCUAACUGUGUUAAUGUUUGGUUUGGUUUCUUGACAGUGUUCAGACUGUCGGCAAAACUUACCAUUGCAGUUCUUUCUGUUUUCUUGAGUCUCUCCCCGGUUUUUAUCGUCUCUGUACGUGUUCAGUAAGUGAAGUUCUUUAGUUUUUUUGUCCAAGUUCCAACACAAGUUAGUGUGUGACGCUGUCUGCGUAUCAACCUCCUGCAUGUGUAGCAACAAGCUUGCUCGUUAGCAACACAGGUACAGGUGUUACUAGUAACGCUAACGAUGUUUUUGCUCUAAGUCUCUCAGUGAGCCAUGACAGUGUAAAGUCUCUUUCCCACUGGACAGGAAACCCUCCAACACCCUCUAACUUCUGGCUCUUUAGUUCUAGUUUAGAAAGGUCACAAUCUGCAUUCAUUCCCAGGACAAAUGACUGCAGUAGUCACGGGUAUUUAUCGGUUCCAGCUCCGAUCGGUAGCGAUGGAAACAUGACUGGUGGAUGGACACGCUUGUUUUCUGGCAUGUUUGCUAUCUAUGAUUAACGUUUUUCAUGUGUUUCCGUCCAAGCAGGGCUCCAACAUCAUUCACAAUUAGUCGGCACAGAGUUUGAAAGAUAUUAAAAAGAAGUAACCACCGUAACAUUUUCAUUCCUUUUUUUUCCGAUGCGUUUGUGACGUCGAAUGUGACACAGCAGGAAAAAAUAAAACGGAAAGGAAUACUCGUCGACUGGCAAAGGGGAAAGGAGUCUAUCUCCUAUUUUUAGAGGGUUCUUCUGAAUUUAAAGCAUAUAUGCGUAUAAUUUGGUGGGAAAAAGGGUAUAAUGCUGCGUUCCAUUUGAACUGGGAAGUUGAAAUUUCCGAGGCAGAAAUUUCAACUGGAACUACGACGGAGUAUUACGGCCACAUUGAGGAAAAAAAUUAAUCUGAGAUUUCGAGAAUAAAGUCAUAAUUUUAUAAAGUAGUAAUUUUUACGUGUUAUUUUA